UAAAAAACAAAUUCUGUGUAUGAAUUAGAUCCCUAUUGAUUAGGCCUAUAUAUGUAUUUAUAGCUUAAUCCAUUCAAAAUAUUAGCAUUUUGGACAAUGCGCUAGUGUUGUGUUAGAUCGGUUGUACUGUAUACUGUACUUUGAUGUCAAGUAUCAGCUUACGCUAUUCAACACAACUACUAGGGUCUAUACAUCUACUGUACAUGUAGUUGCCUUUAUGACAUCUGAACAUGAGCCAAAGUCUACAUGCAUUGUACAUCAUAAUAGUUCAAUGCAAUUGGGUCAUCUGCACAUGAACCUGACAUUAUGGCUGCAAAAAUUCUUCAAAAAGCGGCCUCCACCAUCCUACAGAGAGCAUCGUUUGCAAGUUUAAGCGGAAGGACUGGUGCUGCAAAUUGUCAGAAACAAGCAAGUUGGUUGCUUUCAAGAUGGCAAUCCUCAGUCUCCACUCCAAACACAAAGAGGGCUCCCAUGGACCAGGCAACACGAGAAAAGGCAAACUAUGAAGCAAGAGUGGAGCUUGCACUUGCAUACAGAGCCGUUCAUCACUACGAUCUAGGAGAGGGUAUAUGCAAUCACCUCACCAUGAGGGCUCCAGGAAGGACUACUGAUGAUGACGUCAUGCUGGUCGUGCCUUAUGGGUUACCAUGGCAAAAAGUGACGGCAUCUUCUCUGAUCGGCCUAGAUUUUAAGACAGGUGAAAAGGUUGAAGGGGAGGGCGUGGCACUGGAGAGUGCCGUCUGCAUCCAUAUCCCAAUUCAUGAGGCCAGAUAUGACAAACACGGGACCAUCGCAGUCAUGCAUACACACCAACCCUACGUAACAGCUUUGGCUUGCCUUGACGAACCAUCGCCGUUUGACGAAACUAUGUGUCAGAACAGUAUGCGAUUCUCGGGUCGGAUUGCCUAUGAUUUCGACUACGAAGUGUUAGCUUACGAGAUGGAGGAAGGUGACAGACUAGCUGGGGCUUUGGGAGAUCGUGAUAUCUUGAUAAUGGGCCAGCAUGGUCUCCUGACGGCUGGGAAGAGAGUCUGCGAUGCAUUCGAUGCCUUGUACUACAUGGAAAGGGCUGCCCAAGUUCAGGUGCUGGUUCGUUCGACGGGUGCCAAGAGUCGAUCAUCACCGCCUCAUGUCGUCAAGGAGAUAGCAUCUCACGACUGUUACCCAUACAACGCCAUCACACAUUUCGAAAGUAUGUAUAAACUACUGGAAGAUGAAAAACCAAACUUUAGAGACUGAGGUGGCCGCCUAAAGCACUCUCAUUCCUCGGUCCUGCCCGAUCAAUCAAGGGGCGGUAGCAUUCUAUAUUGUGCACAUAAAAAAUAUGGUGUUAAUCGGUUUUCAUCAUUAUAGUGGACUAUACCCGUCAUCGAUUUACACCAGCGUUAAAUCUACAGUAUUAGUUUGUUCAAUCCCUACAGAUGUUAUUACAACAACUUUGGGUGUUCACUUUAACACCUUCGGUGUUAUAUUCUCUACAACUCUAUAGCGUGUAAUUUUAACACCAAGAGGGACACCAACUGGGCCCCGUUGCAUAAAAGUAUACCAUCAUGGUAACUUUCAUGGAUUCCUUGAUUUUGAUUGGCUAUUGAUCAUCGUUACCAUGGUAGUUACCAUUGGCUGG
Lytechinus variegatus (green sea urchin) is the source of this 1624-nucleotide messenger RNA. Its product is annotated as putative aldolase class 2 protein PA3430. The coding region runs from base 307 to 1239 and encodes 310 amino acids. The transcript has 6 exons. Gene Ontology annotation, cellular component: cytoskeleton. The record is from RefSeq and is a predicted model, not a curated record. Gene Ontology annotation, molecular function: actin filament binding. NCBI's taxonomy places the organism in Eukaryota, Metazoa, Echinodermata, Echinoidea, Temnopleuroida, Toxopneustidae.